UAAUUUAUUGGAUUCAUUUAGCUCUCAAGUUUUUUUCGUAGGCAGACUAAUUGUGUCCAAUCAACGGUUGUUGACAGGAGUAUUUGAACGCUGAUUGGUUACAAAUCAAAAUGGUCCCGCCUCUUUCCGGAAGCUGACGGUCACCUGACUUUUCUUUUUUCUCUGUGUUUCCUUGUUAGCCAGCCUCAGUACUAGCCAACAAAACAACCGUCUCACUUUCUUCCCCUUUUCUAUUUCGUCCUCUUUUCUCUUUCUUCUCUUUCACCAGCAGUUAAAGUAACUUCUUGCCCUCCUCCAAAAUCAUGGACGAGACGAGUCCGCUCGUCUCUCCGCUCCGGGACUCCGGUGAUUUCAGCUACUGUCCCACGGAGCCCACCAGCCCCCGGGGCGCGUUUGGAAGCACACCGGGCUCGGUGGUGCGCAUCCCGGCAGGCAGUCCGGGGCGCAGCCGGGAGAGACAGCCGCUCCUGGACCGGGACCGUGGUAGCUCGCCGCGGGAGCCGCACAGGAACGAGUUUCCGGAGGAUCCGGAGUUCAGAGAAAUCAUCCGAAAGGCCGAGCGAUCCAUAGAGGAGGGGAUCUACCCGGAGAGGAUCUACCAAGGAUCCAGUGGAAGCUAUUUUGUCAAAGACUCGCAGGGGAAAAUCAUCGGCGUGUUCAAACCUAAGAAUGAAGAGCCCUAUGGCCAGCUGAACCCAAAGUGGACCAAGUGGCUCCAGAAACUGUGUUGUCCCUGCUGUUUUGGCCGCGACUGUUUGGUGCUGAACCAGGGUUACCUCUCCGAGGCCGGGGCCAGCCUGGUCGACCAGAAACUGGAGCUCAACAUUGUUCCCAGGACCAAGGUGGUGUACCUUGCUAGUGAAACGUUCAACUACAGUGCUAUAGACAGGGUGAAGUCUCGAGGAAAGAGGCUAGCCCUGGAGAAGGUGCCUAAAGUGGGCCAACGUUUCCACAGGAUUGGACUGCCACCCAAGGUCGGCUCCUUCCAGCUCUUUGUUGAUGGAUACAAGGAUGCAGAUUUCUGGCUGCGGAGGUUUGAAGCUGAGCCUCUGCCUGAAAACACCAACCGUCAGCUCCAGCUGCAGUUUGAGCGGCUCGUAGUGCUCGAUUACAUCAUCAGAAACACAGACAGGGGGAAUGACAACUGGUUGCUGAAGUAUGACUGUCCCAUGGACCCUGAUGGGACUAAGGACACAGACUGGGUGGUAGUGAAGGAUCCCAUCAUCAAGCUGGCAGCUAUAGAUAACGGCCUCGCCUUCCCCCUCAAACACCCUGACUCCUGGAGAGCCUACCCGUUCUACUGGGCGUGGCUAUCCCAGGCCAAAGUUCCUUUCUCUCAGGAAAUCAGAGAGCUCGUCCUGCCCAAACUUUCUGACCCAAAUUUCAUCAAAGACCUGGAAGAAGAUUUGUACGAAUUAUUCAAGAAGGACCCUGGUUUCGACAGAGGACAGUUUCACAAACAAGUAGCCGUAAUGAGGGGGCAGAUCCUGAACCUGUGCCAAGCCCUGAAGGACGGUAAAACUCCCCUGCAGUUGGUCCAGAUGCCCCCAGUAAUCGUUGAAACAGCCAGAGCACCUCAGAGAGCCAACAGCGAGUCCUACACACAGAGUUUCCAGAGCAGAAGACCCUUCUUCACCUGGUGGUAGGAGCGACUCACUGGAGAGGAGGAACAGCAGGAAGCCGGGGCGAGGGCAAGGAGUGUCCGUGUGCGGAUGGAAGGCAUUGCAGAAUCUGAUCCCUGAAAUGGAAAUAAUCAUCAACCUCCCCUCCUCUCCUUUAUGGAUAUUUUGGUGACAGAGUGAGUGGAGAGAUGAGGCCAUAAGUGGAAGAAUUUCACAACAUAUCUUUCCUGUUUGCCUCUGUGCCUUGCGUGGAUGUCGAUGACUCAUUAAUGUCUAAAUGAUGGAAGAUUCAGUGAGAGAGACAGAAAAGAUUUUCAGUGCGGAAUCAGACUUUUCUUUUGGACUCCUGGGUGCACGUAAUGUUUGCCCACACAUGCACGCCAGCCAAUAGCCUCUCCUGCUGUCUUUUUGGAUGGAAAGAUGUUGGUGUUGCGUUCCAUGUUUGUUUGUUUUCUUCAUACCUCUCUGCCUUUUUAAUAUUCACCUGCAUAUUCCCUCCCACACAGUUAAAAGCCCUGGGCUGGUGAAAGCAGCGAUGCCACUGGUGAAAUAUUUUUAUUUUAUAACCAAUAAGAGAAGUGUUCAUUGUGGUUAAGUCUUGAAGAUUAAAGAACUGGGAUCUCGCUGGUGUGUAUGUCUUAACACGGUGAACACAAGCCAUGUGAACUGGUUUCACAUUUACUCAUUGUGCUUCCUAAUUGUUCAGAAAGAAGAAGCACUUUUUGGUGAAAGACACAAACUGUUUGUUAAAGCUCCUUCCUCCACUGAUGCGUGAAAUACUUGAUGAAGGCGACAAAAUGAUCCCAUCUGCAAGCAGGCAGAGGCAGGGGGAGGGGUCAGUGAUUCCCAGUCCACAAACUCCUUUUUUCUCUGUCGGCCAUGUUGAUUUCUGUUAAUUUUUUUGGCUUGUGGGGUGGACCUAAACAAUGAAGUAACUUCCUGCUGUACUGAACUGACAUGAAAUGUAUUGUGACAAUGCACUGUAUAAUUUGUAUGUAAUAUUUAAUGAUAGAUUAUAAUUAAAACAUAUUCCGCUAAUACAAA
Messenger RNA from Cottoperca gobio, 2666 nucleotides. It is a transcript of the gene pi4k2a, whose product is annotated as phosphatidylinositol 4-kinase type 2 alpha. The record is from RefSeq and is a predicted model, not a curated record. The transcript has 9 exons. Gene Ontology annotation, molecular function: 1-phosphatidylinositol 4-kinase activity. Gene Ontology annotation, cellular component: lysosomal membrane; plasma membrane; trans-Golgi network. Gene Ontology annotation, biological process: phosphatidylinositol phosphate biosynthetic process; endosome organization; Golgi organization. Bases 303 to 1646 code for a protein of 447 amino acids. NCBI's taxonomy places the organism in Eukaryota, Metazoa, Chordata, Actinopteri, Perciformes, Bovichtidae.